AUGUUGGUGGGUAAGUCAACGGUACAAAUGAUUGUGCAAAAAUAUCAAAAAUUAAAAACUGUUAAAACAUUGAGCGACCGAGGAAGAAAACGAAAAACAUCAAAAGAAGCCGAUGAAUUAAUUGUUAAGAAACUUGCCGCCGAUCGUAGGAAAUCUUCCAAGGUUAUUCGACAGGAUGUAGCCACAGAAUUAGGAGUUACAAUUUCUGAAAGGACAACUAGACGUAGACUGAAUGAGGCUGGAUAUUAUGGACAAGUUGCACGAAAAAAACCGCUGACAAAACAGUCUCAUCGUUUAAAACGACUCGGCUACAGUUACACUUAUUCGACGAAGAAAACUAAAUUUUGGGAAGCUGUUAUAUGGUCAGACGAAGCCAAAUUUAACUUGUUUAAAUCUGAUGGAAAAAUAAUGGUCUGGAGAGCUGUCGGUGAAGUAUUCUCUCCCGUGUGCACAGUACCAACGAUCGCUCACGGCGGAGGGAACCUCAAAGUUUGGGGUUGUAAGGUUCAGCUAAUGCAAACUUACAGUGGAAUUUAUUUUUGA
Didymodactylos carnosus is the source of this 543-nucleotide messenger RNA. The record is from the annotation of a GenBank genome assembly. NCBI's taxonomy places the organism in Eukaryota, Metazoa, Rotifera, Eurotatoria, Philodinida, Philodinidae.